Cantharellus anzutake is the source of this 1856-nucleotide messenger RNA. RefSeq lists its product as uncharacterized. The record is from RefSeq and is a predicted model, not a curated record. Lineage: Eukaryota; Fungi; Basidiomycota; Agaricomycetes; Cantharellales; Hydnaceae. The transcript is spliced from 5 exons. The coding region runs from base 225 to 1667 and encodes 480 amino acids.
GAAACAAAGUAUCUGAUCUUUUGUGGUGUUCGUCCGUUCUUUCCCCGCAAAGGCGAAGCCACCACGACAAUGUUUCGUAACGAUGCGUCGCGCUCUAAAAGCUCGAAGUGUAAUCGACACCAGCUCACUAGAAUUUACCAAGCGUCCAGCUCUGACUCCCCCACAGCAACGGCGUUGACAUUGGGGUCACAAUAAGCAAACUUAAGAGAGAAAACGCUUUGACAAUGAAUACUCACGCACCUAACCUAGGUUUGGUUUGUUCUCCUGUGUCUCACAUUUGUCCGCUUAGAUCUGUGCCAGCCACUCAGAUCCCAGGUCCGCGUUUUUACUCCGCGCGCGCCACCACAAAACCUCACAGUGGGCGGAGUCGAGUCCCUUCAACACUCGCUCUUCAACCUAUCUACCAACCGGUACUUGUCCCAGCAGCCAUACCGGCUUUCUGGUGCUCAGAAUUAGAUUUUCCGUCCCCUUCCACUGUAUCCUUGUCGUUCUCGACUCCAACGAGUCGAUCGCACACAAACGUUUAUUCUCGUAUUCAAAAUCCCAUCGAUCACCGUACUUCAUUCGAAACAUAUCGUAGUGGCAUUGAAUCCAUGCUUUCUGAUGUUCAGAACAGGAAGAAUGCCGCUAUGGCGGAGCAGCGGCGCGAGGUAGUGGGUCUCGAGACGCUGCAGAACGCGAAGGAGGCGUUGGAAAUGCAGCUCAGCGAUAACAAAGAGGAUCCCAGCGACGAAGAUCGCGUAGAUGGCAAAGGUUUGACCCCAUUCCGGGCUCCCACCAUGCCAUCGAAAUCGCCGACGCCGCCAAUCCGCUCUCCACGGUGUCGGGAAGGGUUGAUCUCUGUUGCAUCGAUCUCUACGGAGGCAGCAACGGAAGCAAUCGAACCAUCAUUCGUCAAAGAAUAUUUCGACGAAAAACAUGAUCCUCUCAAGCUGCGACGAAUGAAGGCGUUCGUCGUUCAGCCUGGGACCCGAAAUUUACCCCCUGCCAAUGCUAGCAAACCUCGUGAUGUGACUGGACUGCCCCUCGGCCCUUCCGCCUUCCGAAAUCCCGACCUUCCUUCCCCAGCAUUUCAUACAAAUGGUGUCGCUUCCAGCGCGAAAUCAUCUCCUUGUUCGAAAGGCCCAUGCACGAGGUCCUCCCUGAAGCGCGAGCGAGCAUUGGUGCUUCCUUCAGAUCAGUCGCCAAGUCGGAAUCCGAAUUUGGGAGGGAGUUUUGAGGGAGAUACUAAACGCCCGCUCAAGAGAGUUCGGGCCGCGCUGGAAACAGCCGGGCGACGAAUGGAACGGCCUCAUCUUCGCGACUCGGGAGAUCCCAUGUUGCAGUUGAUCCAUUGCCGCUCCAACCACAUUCAAGAGAUCUCAACGGACACCAAAUCGACCGCACGAGCCAUGGACAUAGCGCAUCCGUCAGAAUCCGUCGAUACACCCCCAUCUCUGCCACCGAGUACACUGUUACCUCACGAACCUGGGGAAGCUUCCGGUCUUAGACGGAGCGCGCGCCUUCGUGAAAAGGCUGCUAACAUCGCCACUUCAAUCCUGGUGACCACGAACCCGAUAAAUAAACGGUUGCGCUCAGCAAAUACGAGGACCGCGACCGCCACUGCAGGGCGAAAUAAGGAUAUUCAGUCUGUGCGUUCCCGAGGGGCAGUGGCGAAGAAGAAAUAGGAUCUGAACCUGUAUAUCGGAACCAUGAAUUUCAUCAGCUCGUCCGGUUGUAGUCCACGUACAUGCUGUCUGUUUAUAGUAAUAUGCCCUGUAUGACCAGCACUUUAAUCCAUCUCAAGCAGUGUAGAAAUCAUAGGAAUCGGCCGAGCCUGAGGGACAGCCCUCGAUGUUCAACCGGUUACCGUCGAC